CAGAGCCACAGCCCAGAGGAGAAGAAGUUUUUGGACCUGAAGACCCGAGGACCUGAGGAGAACUUUGGAACCGGACCAGCACAGGACCAAGCCGUGUGCCAAUUUAUGCGGCCAUAAAAGUUAAAGGGGAAAUCAUCCAAAGCAGGGGCGGAGGAGAAUCACUUAACCAACUGCAGAGACAGUCGCAGCAUUAGAGGACGUGCCGGGCAUGCCGAACGGGCCCUUAGUCCUUAGCCCCGAGUCCCCAGUUUCAGGCCACAGUCUUAGCCACAUCCACAUCCCCGUCCCCAUCCGUAGUCGCAGCAUCGGCAACAUCGGCAGCAGGAGCCGGAACAUGAUGUAGGAUACCGAGGAGGGACAACGUUCUUGUUGAUGAUGCGCCAUUGCCAUCGACUUGUCUGCCCCUUUGAGCCUACGAGAGCUGCCACCAGAGAGGGAGGAGAGCCAGAGCCAGAGCCAGAGCCUGCUGCCUAGGCCCCGAAUCGGACCAAUUUAUAAUUGUGAAUCAUAACGACGCCAGAUACAGAUACAGAUACAGAUACACAAGCAGUGCCAUUGCCAUUGCCAGGGCUAGAGCCAGAGCCAGGGAAAGAGCCAAGGCUUUGCAUACGCAGAAAGUUUCCAAGUGAUUAAUUUCACAAAGGGAUUCGACAGAAGCAGGAGCAGGAGCAGGAGAAGGAGCAGCAGCAGCAGGAGCAGGAGCAGCAACUUAAGCCAAUUACGCAAGUGAUAAGAACGAAAUAAAGCAAGGGCCGGGGCAGGGGCAGCGCCAGAUGCCGCCAUGAGUUUCCUCAGCUCUAUGCAGCAGUAUGUAACAAGUGGCAUCUCGAGCCUGGGACUCGGCAAUCGACGCUUCUCCCUCUCCCGCCAGGAGUCCAGCGAGCAGCAGUCGGGCGGCGUUGGCGGCGUCCCACCUGGUGGCAUCGCUGCCGCUACACCUCAGCCACCGUUUGCCCCGCAGCAGCAGCUGCAACAACAGCCGCUGCCACUGCCGUUGCCACUUCAACAGCAGCAGCAGCAGCAACAAUUGCUGCUGCAGCAGCAGCAGCAGCAGCCGCCACACGGCCACCCACCGCUUCAGCAACAGACGAGCAUUGGCAGUGGCCUGGGCAUAGGACUAGGUGCAGCUGCCGUUUAUGGGGCACCGGCCACACCCAUCGCAGGAGUGGGAGCCACAGCGAGCGGCAGCAAUUAUCCAUCCGGCGGCGUGGUAAUCGGCAACCCGAAUGCCACAAAUCCAUUGCUGGGCUAUCCCAAAACUGGAGCUGGUUGCAGCUCCACAUCCGCUUCCGGCAGCGGCGGCACACCCCAGUCCCGUCGCCAAUCGCGCGCCCUGGAAUGCCUCGCCCCGCCGCGCACCGGCUCGUUCCGGCAACGCAACUCGCCGCUGCACCAAGUGGAUCCGCCGCCACGCCCACCGUUGGCCUUCUGCAAGCGUCGCCUGAGCUGGCCCGAGGUGGACCCACGCUCGAAUUCCGGAGUACAGGAAACGGAUGGCUCGUAUUUUGAGAACUUUACAUCGCUCGGCUGGAAACGUGAAAAUCGUCGCAUGUCAGCCACGCGUGCCGCCGAGGCACGUGCCGAGGCUAAUCCCGAAAAUGAACGUGAUCCGCCGGCGCCUGAGGAGUCCAUUGACCGCCAGGACGAGAAGGAGAAACUGUAUGCGGAGGUCUUGCAUACCAUUGCAAAUACGGUGGGCGCCCCAGCACCGGGCGGACAGUUUGCACAUUACAAGGAUGAGAUGUAUCUGCAUGCACAGCGCGCCUUUGGUGUCAAUCCGGAUCGUCAUUAUCGCCUGCUGCAUGCCUCCGCCGAGGAUAAACCAAAGAUAAUCGUACUCUCUGCGGUGGUAAUCGAGGCUGAUGGCCUGGAGGCGAAGGACGCCAAUGGUUUCUCGGAUCCGUACUGCAUGCUGGGCAUCCAGCCGGACGGUGACGGUUGUCCGCCCGUGUCGCCGCUGCCGCUGCCGCCGACACCGCGAGCCCUAUCGGCCGACAUGAGCGGUGGCUUUGACAACAGCGCCACGGAUUCGCCGCCGCACCGAAAGCAUAGCUUCCGGCUUAGCUUCAAGCGGCGGGAGGCGGGUCGACGGGAGCAGCGCGACUCACUGGGCGGCCCGGUGCCCGCCAAGCUCAUCAAGGCGACCAGCAUCAAGCCGCACACGCUGACCCCCAAAUGGAAUGAGAAGUUCAAAUUUGACAUAGAUGACAUCAACACGGACACCUUUCACCUGGACAUCUGGGACCACGAUGACGAAAGCUGCGUCCUGGACGCCGUCUCGCGACUGAACGAAGUUCGUGGCGUGCGCGGACUGGGGCGGUUCUUCAAGCAGGUCUGCCAGUCGGCGCGUCAGGGCUCCCAGGACGAUUUCCUCGGCUCGGUGAACAUAGCCAUAUCGGAUAUACCCUCCACCGGGCUGGAUGCCUGGUUCAAGCUGGAGGCACGCAGCCACCGCAGCACCGUGCAGGGACGCAUCCGUCUCAAGCUGUGGCUCUCGACACGCGACGAUCGGGGCAAUAUCGCCGAGGAGAAUCACGAGCACCAGAUGCACAAGGUCGAACAGCUGCAGAUGGUGUUCAUGCAGCACGAGGUGACCACCCACGAGCCCUCGUGGACCUGGUGCGGGGACCUGCCGGGUCCGGCCCUAACCAUACUCCAUCAGUUGGCCGUGCAGGGAGAUCUAUCGGACCUGCACUGCGCCAUGGCCAGAUAUGUGGCUGCGGCCAAGUUGAAUCGAUCGACACCAUUGGACCCGAAGUUCCUGCACCGUCUGCUUGGCGAUGUGGAGAAGCAGUGGAAUCAGCCCAAUCAGGAGGCCUUGAGUCGGGAUCUGGAACAGUGGCUGGCCGAGGCGAUGAAUGGAUUUGUGGAGCGUUCGCUGAACCAGAUCCGGCGGCACAGGGACAUCUUUCCGGCCCUGAAUCCGCCAUCGCUGAUACGCCUGGAGUUCCUGCUGCGCUGCCUGGGACUGCUCGGCUCUAUGCGGGCCUUUCGGGCCGUCUGCCCCUUCAACAAGGGCGUGCGCGGCGAGGUGGUGAAUGCCCUGCGCAAGGGCUCCGUCAUGUGGGGCCAGAAUGUGCUCCGCGAGUCGCAAUGCUUGCCCAAUCCAUUAUCGAAUUUCGUAACAACAUUAACGGCCGACAUCCAGCUGGGACAGACGUAUUACCAUGCCCUCUUCGACAACACGAACGGGAUACAGUACUUCAGCAUUAUCUACAAACAAUACGAUGCGAUGGUGGGCGAGGAGCUGUACAGCCGCAUGGCCGCCGGCCAGGUGCCAGGUGUGCGGAUGAACCUGUCGCAGUAUGCCGUGCUCGAGGGCGACGCGGAACCGGUGGAUACGAAGCCGUUUGAAUUGUUUCUGGCUCUGCAGGAGUUCUGUCAUUUGAAACGACACCUGUCCGCCCAGCCGCAGCCGCCGGAGAAGCCGCUGGCCCUGAGCAACAGCCACGAAUGGUUCAUCCCCACAUUUGAGCGCUGGAUGAUGGUGAGCAAGGCGAAGGCCCUGCAGCGGAUCCGCGCAGCCAUCCGCAUGGACGCCAUCUGUGAGGGCGAGCGCAUAGUCAGGUACAGCAGCUCCUCGGUGGACACGGCCAGCACUCUGCUGAACAUCAAGGAGUUCUGGAAGGUCAUCAACUGGCCGGACGAGGACACGGCCAUCAUGCUGGAGUCUCAGCUCAUCGACGUGGUCUGCUCGGCGGCCAUGCACUACUGCGACCUCAUCCACACCGCGCUGGCGGACAGCGGCUACUACGAGCAGCAGGGCCCGUUCCGCUGCUCGGACGACAUGUGCGUGACCGUCAACAAUGUGGAGUAUGUGCGUCGCACCCUGGCCGAGUUCCGCUCGGAUGAACAGCCCCUGGAGGAGUCGGCCGACAACCUCCUGGAGUCCAGCCUGACCCACAUGGAAAACCGCACCGAGCGCAUCCUCUCGAAGCUGGCUCCGCUCAUGCAGAUGUCGCUGCAGAAGGCGGUGUUCCAUCUGGCCUGGUCGCCGGACUCCUUGCCGGCAAAUCAGGCGAUUGUGCCGCUGCUGGAGUACUUGGACUGUCACCUGGCGGCGCUCAACAGCGCCCUGCUCACCAAGAACUUCAACCGAUCGCUGCGCUUCAUCUGGAAGACGGUUCUGGGCGAGAUGUCCCGCCAAAUGGAGACGGGCGACGAGACGGACAAGCCCACGCACUUCCACAAACGUCUCUACGAGGCCCUGCAGCUGCUGGUGGACUUUUUUCACGCCGAGGGCCAGGGCCUGCUGCUGGAAUGCCUGCACACGGACGACUUCUGGCGCAUCGAGCAGCGGCUGCAGUUCCACAAGACGGACACGGAUCGGCUCAUAGACAUGUUCUACAUGAACCGCCUGCGAGAGCAGCUAAUGGCCGUGAGUCCAAGUCCGUACGGAUCGCUGGCCGUGCGGGCCUACUUCAAUCACGAUUCUCUGUGCGUGGAGGUCCUGCAUGCCAGGGAUGUGGUGCCACUGGAUCCGAACGGGUUCAGUGAUCCGUUUGUGGUCAUUGAACUGCUGCCACGAAGGGUCUUCCUGCACUGCAUGGAGCAGCAGACAAACGUCCACAAGCGCACGUUGAACCCCAUCUUCGACGAGUGUUUUGAGUUCUCUGUCACCUUGGAGCAAUGCCUCACCGAUGGCGCCAUGAUAUGCUUCACGGUCAUGGAUCACGAUGUCCUUACGGCCAAUGAUUUCGGCGGGGAGGCCUACCUGGCCCUGGGCAAUAUACCCGGCGUGGAGGCCUACAGCACCAGUGUGGACAACUUUCAUGGCCUAAAGCAGAUCGAGCUGCCCCUCAUGCAGCAGAAGGAUAAAUGCAAUCCCAUUUUGCAAAUCCUUGAGCUGCGCGUCAAUGACAAACAGGCCCAGGACUUUGUGCGCAAGCAAAAGGCGCGAUUUAUCACUUGAUUUUAAAGGACAGGACAGGACAGGAAAGGACAGAGCGAACCGUUUGUAAAACGUGUAUUUGAGAUCAAAGAGAUCAAAAGUGUGGAAAGU
Messenger RNA from Drosophila persimilis, 5002 nucleotides. RefSeq names its product BAI1-associated protein 3 (gene unc-13-4A). NCBI's taxonomy places the organism in Eukaryota, Metazoa, Arthropoda, Insecta, Diptera, Drosophilidae. Bases 782 to 4912 code for a protein of 1376 amino acids. The record is from RefSeq and is a predicted model, not a curated record. The transcript has 13 exons.